Messenger RNA from Herpailurus yagouaroundi (jaguarundi), 4754 nucleotides. RefSeq names its product WASH complex subunit 2-like. NCBI's taxonomy places the organism in Eukaryota, Metazoa, Chordata, Mammalia, Carnivora, Felidae. Gene Ontology annotation, biological process: protein localization to endosome; retrograde transport, endosome to Golgi. The transcript is spliced from 31 exons. Bases 124 to 4185 code for a protein of 1353 amino acids. Gene Ontology annotation, cellular component: early endosome; WASH complex. Gene Ontology annotation, molecular function: phosphatidylinositol phosphate binding; retromer complex binding. The record is from RefSeq and is a predicted model, not a curated record.
UUGGUCACGUGCCGGGGCCGCAGGGCUCGGGGCUCGGGGCUCGGGGUUUGGUUUCCGCAGACCUGCGGACCUCAGCGGGUGCGAUCGUGGCUGCCCCGGAGGCCGCGGAGCUGCACGACUGGGAUGAUGAACCGGACGACCCCCGACCAGGAGCGGGCGCCGGCGUCCGAGCCCGUGUGGGAGCGGCCCUGGUCGGUGGAGGAGAUCCGCAGGAGCAGCCAGAGCUGGUCGCUGGCGGCCGAUGCGGGCCUACUACAGUUUCUACAGGAAUUCUCACAGCAGACUAUCUCUAGGACCCAUGAAAUCAAGAAACAAGUGGAUGGGUUAAUCCGGGAAACUAAAGCCACAGAUUGUCGCCUACAUAAUGUCUUCAAUGACUUCCUUAUGCUGUCUAAUACCCAGUUCAUUGAAAACCGUGUAUACGACGAAGAAGUGGAGGAGCCGAUACUCAAGGCUGAGACAGAAAAAGCAGAACAGGAGAAGACCCGGGAACAGAAAGAAGUAGAUCUGAUUCCUAAGGUUCAGGAGGCUGUGAACUAUGGUUUACAAGUAUUGGACAGCGCAUUUGAACAACUAGAUAUAAAAGCAGGAAACUCAGACUCAGAAGAAGAUGAUGCUAAUGAACGGGUGGAACUGAUCCUCGAACCAAAGGAUCUGUACAUUGAUCGUCCUUUACCUUAUUUAAUUGGGUCAAAGCUAUUCAUGGAGCAGGAAGAUGUAGGUCUCGGAGAGCUGUCUAGUGAAGAGGGGUCAGUAGGCAGCGACCGUGGCAGCAUUGCAGACAGUGAAGAGAAUGAAGAAGAGGAGUCAGAUGAAGAUUUUGCCACUCAUAGUGACAAUGACCAAAACCGGCACACUGCACAAAUGAGUGACGAAGAAGAGGACGAUGAUGGUUGUGACAUUUUCGCUGACUCUGAGAAGGAGGAGGAAGAUAUUGAGGACACUGAAGAAAAUACCAGACCUAAAAAAAGUCGACCUACGUCAUUUGCUGAUGAGCUGGCGGCUCGAAUCAAAGGGGAAGCUGCAAGCCAGGUGGAAGAGCAAAUCUUGUCCAUAGGAGAAGGAAAACCUCGGAAGACACCGAAGGAGAAGAAGGACAGGAGAACUCCCUCAGAUGACGAAGAGGACAACUUAUUCGCACCCCCCAAGCUGACUGAUGAAGAUUUCUCUCCAUUUGGCUCUCGAGGUGGCCUGUUCAGUGGAGGGAAGGGACUUUUUGAUGAUGAGGAUGAGGAGAGUGAUCUCUUCACGGAAGCCCCUCAGGAUCAGGAAGCUCGAAGCUCUGUUAAUGCAGUGUCUUCAUCCUCCAAACCUGGAAAGAAAAUCCCAGCAGGAGCUGUUUCUGUAUUUUUAGGAGACACUGAUGUGUUCGGUGCCACCUCUGUUCCAUCACUGAAGGAGCCACAGAAGCCUGAGCAGCCUGCUCCAAGGAAAAGCCCGUACCCUCCAGCCCCUGCUGGCCUCUUCGAUGAUGACGAUGACGAUGACGACUUCUUUGCGGCAUCCUCCAGCAAACCUUCCAAGACAGACAAAGUCAAAUCCACUGCCAGUAUCUUUGAUGAUGAGGAAGGAGACCUGUUCAAAGAAAAAGCAGCUGCUUUGCCAGAAGCCACUGUGAAUCAGACAGAUGAAAAAAAAGCAAGGGCAGAAAAAAAGGUGAGCGGGAAAGAAGACUUAAUCCAACCCGUAGAACUCCAUGGGGUCCAGGCGAAUCCAUUGGGCCGAGAAGAGUUCUUCUCAGUUAAUGAAAUCUUUAGGUCUAUGUUUGAGAGAACUUUAAUCUUGAUCCAACAGGAUUUGUUUUCUUCACAAAAUGUGAGUAAGUCAAAAGAGGCAUCUCUCCUGCCUAGCAAACUCCCCACGUCGGUCUCGCUUUUUGAUGAUGAAGAUGAAGAGGAUAAUCUUUUUGGGGCAACAGCUGCUAAGAAGCAGACAUCUUCUCUUCUAACUCAGAGCCAAGAGAAAGCAAAGCCUUCUGAGCCCUCCAGAAAGAAAGCAUCUGCCUUACUGUUCAGCAGUGAUGAGGAGGAUCAGUGGAAUGUUACUGAUUCACAGAUGAACUCAGCGUCUGACAACAGAUCUAAAGGAGAACUAAGGGGCUCUGGGACCAAUCAGGAGCAGGAGGCUAAGGCUGUGAAAAAGACCAGCCUCUUUGAGGAGGAUGAUGAAGAUGAUCUGUUUGCUGUUGCUAAGGACAGCCAAAAGAAGACCCAGAGAGUGUCACUCCUCUUUGAAGAUGAUGCCGAUAGUGGAAGCUCUCUCUUUGGCUCUCCUCCUGCAUCUGUUCCUCCUGCAACAACGAAAAGAGAGACUGUCCCUGAAGUACCACCUUUGCUGUUCAGCGACGAAGAAAAGGAGGCACCAUUCGGAGUGAAACCUGGGGAUAAGAAGGUUGAUGGUGGCAAAGACUCAUCAGCAGUAGGGAGCACUCAUUUGGUUGAGGAGUCAGAAAAGGGAGGACCUUUGACUAUAUCUACUCAGGAGUCGGUUGAGCAUUCUGAUUUAUUUUCUUCAUCAUCGCCCUUGGACAAAGGAACCAAAAGUAGAACCAAAACUGUUCUUAGUUUAUUUGAUGAGGAAGAAGAUAAAACAGAAGAUCAAAAUAGCAUCCACGCUCCAAAGAAAGAAGUGGGAAAGGGUCCUGAUCCUGAUACUCGCCCAAAGAGCACAGGUGUCUUUCAGGAUGAAGAGCUCCUUUUUAGUCACAAGCUCCAGAAGGACAAUGAUCCAGAUGUUGACCUCUUCUCUGGCACCAAGAAAACCAGGUUACUAGAGCCAAGUGCUGGGAGCCUAUUUGGGGAUGAUGAAGAUGAUGAUCUUUUCAGCCCUGCCAAGUCACAGCCUUUGAUCUCAGAAAAGAAGAAGGUAGUGAAAAAAGACCACUCUGUAUCCUCUGUCAAGAACCAGAAACAUCCUGAAUCCACUCAGCAGGGUAUCAAAGAAAAAAGCACAUUGAAACCGGAAACACCUCAGGACUCACCAGGUCCCGCUCCAUUUAAAACCAAAGAACCAUCCCCUCGGAUCUGGAAAAUACAAGCAAAUUUAGCGAUUAAUCCAGCAGCCUUGCUGCCUGCAGCGGCUCCCCAGAUCUCUGGAGUAAAACCUGUUUUGCCAGAAUUGGCUUUUCCUUCAUCUGAACCCGAGAGGAUCCACGGUCUGGAAAGUAUGCCCGCUCUUCCUAGUAGUGGGGAGGCCGGCGUGAGUUUCGAUCUUCCAGCUCAGGCAGACACCUUACACAGUGCAAAUAAGAGUCGGGUCAAAGUGCGAGGGAAGCGUAGACCGCAGACCCGUGCGGCUCGGAGGUUGGCUGCCCAGGAGUCCGGUGAGGCCGAGGAUGUGAAUGUCCCCAGAAGAUCCAUUGCACGCUUGGUAGAUGGCGACAUUUCACCAGGUGACCCUCAACCACAGCCCAGGGCAGCUGGGAGAAAAGACAUCUCUGAGGAGGCUGAGGCAGCUGCCGCUCCAACUUGGGCAGGUGGUCCUGUACCUGAAGUAGACAGAAGCCCCUUUGCGAAAUCUCUGGGUCAGUCUCUUGAGGAUGACAUUUUUGAUUCUGGAGAUAUCUUUUCCAAGGGCACUGGCUCUCAGCCCACGGGGAGAAGAAAAGCCAAGACAAAGGCAGCAGAUGGCCUGGCCAACCCAACAGGGGGAAGUAAAGAGAAGAGCCCCAUGUUUCCCUCUCUAGGUGAGGCAGGCAGUGAUGAUGAUCUCUUCCAGUCUGUUAAACCAAAACCAGCAAAGAAAACAAAUCCUUUCCCGCUCCUGGAAGAUGAGGAUGAUCUCUUUACAGAUCAGAAAGGCAAGAAGAAUGAGUCCAAAUCCAACGGUCAGCAGGAGGCCAUCUCAAAAGCACAAGAUAUUUUUGAGGAUGAUAUAUUUGCUACAGAAGCAAUUAAACCCUCGCAAAAAGCAAGAGAGAAGGAAAGAACAUUUGAAUCCAACUUGUUUGAUGAUAACAUUGAUAUCUUUGCUGACCUAACUGUAAAACCAAAAGAAAAGUCCAAAAAGAAAGUGGAAGCUAAGUCUAUAUUUGAUGAUGAUAUGGAUGAUAUCUUCUCGUCUGGUAUCCAGGCUAAGACAACCAAACCAAAAAGUCGAUCUUCACAGGCAGCAGCCGAACCACGAUCUGAACAGAAGGUGUCCAACAUAUUUGAUGAUCCCUUGAAUGCCUUUGGAGGCCAGUAGAGCAGGGUAUCACAUCUCACUCUUCAGCUACAUCCUUGAGUUAUAGAUGCUGUCUUACGUGCUCAUUGUCUUAAUUGAAUUAGAAAAAGCAAAUAAUGAAACAGUACACCUUUCUUACCCAGCAUACUUAGUAUUUUUCUGCCCUGGUUUUAAUCAUGCUUAAUACUGCAAAACAAAAAUAAAUAUUUCACAGUGGUUUUUUUUUUUUUUUUUUUUAAACUAUAUUUUUAUUUAAUUAGCCUUGAUGGGGUCACAGUAUGAUUUAGGGCAUGUUGGAGAAGAAACCUCUGUGUGCCUUUCAUGAGUGGGCGGGAAUUCCAGAGGAAGCAAUGGCAGACAGAUGAUCAGGAGUCUUCCUUUCAUGGAUAAAAGCCCUAGCUUAGAGCCUAGGCAGGUGAUAGAGGAAGGGGAUGGGAUUAUGUAUUUCAUGACUCUUUGCAGUCUGAGAGGAGGUUUCCUCUUAUUCCAAUGAAUUUUGAAAAUGCCUCUAUAGGUUAAUUAAGGCAAGGUUUGGUAAACUGUGGCCCUCUGUUGUCUGUUUUUGUAAAUAAAGUUUUAUUGGAACACAA